Messenger RNA from Scheffersomyces amazonensis, 1707 nucleotides. Its product is annotated as MDR family NADP-dependent oxidoreductase. The coding region runs from base 379 to 1479 and encodes 366 amino acids. The record is from RefSeq and is a predicted model, not a curated record. NCBI's taxonomy places the organism in Eukaryota, Fungi, Ascomycota, Pichiomycetes, Serinales, Debaryomycetaceae. The transcript has a single exon. Gene Ontology annotation, molecular function: oxidoreductase activity, acting on the CH-CH group of donors, NAD or NADP as acceptor.
CAUUUUAUUAGCAUACGAAUAAAAAAAAUGAUGUUCGGCGGCCAUAAGAAUCAAUUUGAUUGCGAAAAUCACAUCCGUACAAUUGUACUCAAAAAAUCCGUAAAUCUAUACGUGUUUGGAACAUUAGCUGCCAAUCAAUUUACUAAACAAUCCGGACAUUAUCCUCAUUAGGAAAGAAAAGGCCUUAAUUCUAACUCCAUUUGGUUGUGAUUUUCUUUAUUUCCGCUGCUUUCUUUCCUAGUUCUGUCGGCCGAACGAAAAAGAAAACUCCGCAAAAAAAAAGACCACCCUUAAAAGGUGGUGCAAAUCAUAAUUUUCAAAUUGCAAAUAUCAUCUUAUUCGUAGUCGUAAAUCACCUUUCAUACAUUCAAUUAUCCAAUGUCAAAUCUAAUUAAAUCUACCCGUAUUGUCUUGAAGAACGCUGUUGUCGGAGGACUCACCUUAGAAUUCAAUCAACCUGAUUCCACUUUCGCAAUCGAAUCAGUCGAAUUAGACCCUCGCAAUUUGCAACCAGAUGAAAUUCUCGUCAAAACUUUAUACCUUUCCAACGAUCCAAUGCAACGAGGUUUUAUUGAUAAAGGUGCGAUUCCCAGUAGCCAUUUACCUGCAGUGAAGGAAGGGGAUAUUGUUGUUUCAUUGGCCUUGGUUGAGGUUGUAGCCACUGGUACGACUAAGUACAAGGUUGGUGAUAUCUUACAUGGGAUGUUUGCCUGGGCCGAUUACGCCAUCUCAAAGGAGUCAGUAGUUUACAAUGCCAUUGACCCAUCAUUUGGAGUUCCAUUACCAUUUCACUUAUCGCUCUUGGGUAUGACUUCCGUUACAGCUUAUUUUGGGUUAGUAGGUGCAGGCAAGUUGAAAGUUCCUGCUACUGAUUCUACCGAAAAGGGUCUUACUGUAGCUAUCUCUGCUGCUUCUGGAGCUACUGGAUCUAUAGCAGUACAAUUGUCUAAGCAUGUUUUUGGUGCUUCUAAGGUUAUCGCUGUCACCGGUUCCGACGAAAAGGUCAAGUGGGUUAAGAGUAUUGGCGCUGAUUUUGCAGUUAGUUACAAUGAUCCCGAUUAUCAACAGAAAUUGUCAGAUUAUAUAGGUGAAGACUUUAUUGAUCUUUAUUUUGAUAUUGCUGGAGGAGAAAUCUUAAGUUAUUUCCUCACCAAAGUCAAGAGAUUUGGUCAUGUUGUUGCAUGUGGUGCAAUUGCUGGGCACAAUGAUCCCCAAAAAGGCAAAGUUGGAAACUGGGCAGAUGUAAUCCGUAAUAGUUUGACUAUCACUGGGUUUAAUUUAUCCACUUACGCGGAUAGAUAUCCUGAAGGUAUAGCUGCUUUGGUUGCUGCCAUAAAAUCCAACAAGAUUAGUGUAGAUGGGUUUCAUGUGGAAGAUAUUAGCAAUAAGGAGAAUAAAUUGGAAUUGGUCCCUGGAAUUUGGAAUCAGUUAUUCGGAUCAACCAAACCAAAUGGAAAAUUAAUCACGAAGCUUAGUUGAACAUUUACGCUUAGUCUCUUAGCUUAGUGUAUAAUCUAACCAUGGCUGAUGGAAUCUUUAUAACCGGUCGUAUGAGAAAUUUCGGUCCGGAGUGUGAAUAAAAAGAAAUCAAUUUACUUUAAUUUAUUCAUUUCUACGGUGUAACCAAGCAGUACUGUCAUAUAUAUCUUCUAAAACAGUCUUAUAGUAUUAAUAACACAUUCUAGUUUUUAUUAAUUUGUUUCGAAA